This is a messenger RNA of Plutella xylostella (diamondback moth), 2796 nucleotides long. Its product is annotated as cell growth regulator with RING finger domain protein 1. The record is from RefSeq and is a predicted model, not a curated record. Lineage: Eukaryota; Metazoa; Arthropoda; Insecta; Lepidoptera; Plutellidae. Gene Ontology annotation, biological process: negative regulation of cell growth.
UGUCUAUGGUCAGUUGUGUGCACAUCACUAUGUCGGCCGGUCGUGUCGAUUGUGUUGUUGUGAUAAAAUUUAUUCUGUCAAAUAAAAGCGAAUGUUGUGGUUCUUCGCUAUCGUGCGCUCGGUUUGUUUGUUAAAUUUCGGCUAAAUCGACGAUACUGUUUUUGUUAUUGUGCCACGCGCCCCAAAAUGAAAACACUGAAUAAAUUAUUUCAUUAAUUCUUUAGUGUCGUCCCGAUAUCCACAGCUGUGGACGUGAGAAGGUGCAAUCGUGCAAAAUUGGCUUUUUGUGUUGAAAUAUCUCUUUUGGAUUUGCAAAAUAGAUCGCUUUGCAAGGUCGUGAUAACAGUCCGAAAUGUGAACUGAUAUUUAGAUACACUCUUACACCAAGAGUUGUUUUCUAAGUUGAGUGAUUAGUGAGUGAGUGCAAGAUGGGGUCCUAUGGGGUGACCCUGGCAGACUUGCCGAACAUCUUCAUCAUGAUAGCGGCCCUCGUGUCCCUGUUCAUUGUGCUGGUCAUAUUCCUCAGGAACAUGGAGGUGAUCGGCAUAGUGGGUGAGGGAGCCCGGGAGCCGUGGCCGCGGGGCGUGCAGCCGCCGCGUCUGCUGAUGCAGCGCGUGCACAUCCCCUUCACCUUCAAGCUGCUCGAGGACAAGCCCGUCGGGUACGACGGUGUCCACUGCAGCGUAUCUUCAACAGUGCGCUACUGGCACGCGGCGUGGUGGGGCGCGCCGGCGCGGGACCUGCACGCCACGCUGUGGGGCUCGCUGCCCGACAUCCUCGCCUCGAGGCAGUUCAAAUAUGAAAAAAGCGGCCCUCACGAGGAGAGGCAGCUGAGCCUCAGCAACCCUCCGCUGACGCUGGGCGGCCCGCCCCGGAGCUGCUACCCGCUGGUGGUGAUCCUGGCGAGGGACCUGCGUGAUAAUGACCAUCUGCGGCCUGAUGAUACGGUGGCGCUGGUGAGCGUGAUCCACAUCCAGGACGAGCAGUGCUCGCUGCCCAGCGGCGUCAUCGCGCAGUACCUGAAGCAGGCCAAUGGGAACCUCUCCUGUUUGAAGCGCCUAUACGUGUCCGGGGAAGGCUGCGACGGCUACGCGGCGCGCGUGUCGGACGACGCCGUGUGUUGCGUGUGCACCUCGCGGCCGCUGUCCCGCGCGCUGCUGCCGUGCCGCCACGCGUGUCUCUGCGAGGACUGUCUGCCGAAACUGGACAAGUGCCCGAUCUGCCGCAGCAUGAUCAGCAGCUACUUCUGCAUCAGGAACGACGAGGAGCCGCUGUCGGAGCUGAAGCAGCCGCCCUUCCUCAACCGACGACUCUUCAACCUGUUCCACUACCACUAGAGGGAGCUAGCGACGGAUGGUAGGGUCAAGUGUAAUGUGUGCGGAAGUGAAUUUUCGAAUCGAUUUUGGACUCAGUUUGGAAGUGAAGUUCGGUUUUCGAAAGACUUCUCGAGUGAGACUUUUUGGGUUGCGUGGGGUAAAGAGAGGAUUUUGCACUUAGUCACAGUAGUGUGAACAUUAGUAUUCGGUUGUGUUGUGGAGGGAAUAGCCUUCCAAGAAAAAAUAGUUGUAAGUGACGUGACGACAGGAACACUGUAUUAUGAGGUUGGGCAGCGUUAUGAAUCGAUAGAGUAACUAGUAUCACGGUAAAUGUGUACUGUUUGAUAUUUUGUUACCUCAAUCAAAUAUGGAUAUAAUUUCAAAUGCUUAAAAAUUAUGUGUUCUGUUAAAAUACUCAGGCACUAAAAAGAGGCUAACUUUAUUUGUCGCUUCGUUAACAACUUGUAAGUAAAAAAAAGGUAUGUGUGAGAAAAAAACCUACACUAUAACGACAUUGGAGCUCGGCCACGUCGAACUCUACUCUAUCACGUUGUGUCAGACGUGGACAUCGCUUGGCACAGAUAUGUUUCGUAACAAUUAAUGGACCCUUAGCACAUCGUACCAAAUGAGUGUGAUAUGUGAUAGUUAGCUUUUUGGUUUUAUAUUUUUAUUUAGUUAUUCCAUAAUCAAACUGACGAAUCAGAUGUUUGUGGGUCCUUAUCCCGAUAACGUUUUAUUUAUUUAGAUGUUUUAUUUACCUUUGUAUAACUAUAUGUAUUUUUUGGGUGCAAAAACAUAAUUAUGUGAAUUGUGGUAAUAGACUGUGAUAUGGAUGAUGAGUGUGUUUUGUGUAAAUAUAGAUUUUAGUACAUGAAUAUUACGAUAACUUACAGUGUAUGACACUUUCUUAUCUCAAUGUAGACUGUAGUUACUUCAAUUAAUAAACAAUAAAAAGACACUUACUAUGCAAUAACCUUUUCAAAUAUUGUAGUUAAAAUUAGCGCUCAACUGCAUAAUAUAAAAAUAUACUAACAACCACUAACAGCCAGUUAACGAAAGAAUUUUAUAAAAUAAUCUAAGAUUUAAAACAUUUUUUUGCCACAAAUAUUAAACAUUGAUUAACAAAUGUUUAAAACUAAAUUUGUCAAUUUUCUAGGCGUUUGAAAGCGCUAAACAUCUGUUAAAACUGUCCUAAGUUUUUGUGGUAAGGCCCUUAUAAAUAUUUUAAAUCUAAGGCUAUUUUUUAAAAGUCUUUCAGAAUCGGGCGGUAAGUAUCCUUAAAAUUCUCGAGUCCGUAUAAUUUGUCCCUAAGGUUUUUGUAAAUAUAUUUCUGUCCCGAGUAGUCUUCCAAUGUAUUUAGUACCCUAGUUGUAAUGCUCUAGAUCUCAUAAUCGUUUGUAACCAUUCUCAUCCUGUGAAAAUGUAGAACUAUUCCCUACCUGCUUCAUUCAAUCUGUUACUUACUUUCAACUUGACUUUG